This is a messenger RNA of Salvia splendens (bonfire salvia), 2342 nucleotides long. RefSeq lists its product as uncharacterized. The record is from RefSeq and is a predicted model, not a curated record. Lineage: Eukaryota; Viridiplantae; Streptophyta; Magnoliopsida; Lamiales; Lamiaceae. The transcript has 14 exons. The coding region runs from base 179 to 1579 and encodes 466 amino acids.
ACUAAAAUCAAAAGCGACAUUCAAUCAAAGCAACAAAAGCGACAUUCGGCUGAAAAUCCAAACACAUCCUUAGCUGUUUGCGUUGAUGUCUGAAUCAGCCGUUGCUAUGCAUAGAUUGUAUACAAAGAUUGACUCAGUGUAAUUGUGUGCGCGCGCCAUUUGGUGCUUAUUUGGGGAGAUGAUGAACUGGACGACAGUUUUCAAGUCUUUUCAAGUGGCGAUAGCUCAUGGCUUGCUUUUCUCCUUCUCUAUCAUUCUCUCUCUCAAGCUCGAUCAUGCUGUCAACUACUCUUGGUGGUUGGUUUUUUCUCCUAUCUGGUUAUUUCAUGCAGUCGUAGCAAGAGGAAGAUUCUCUUUACCUGCCCCUUCUAUGCCUCAUGGCCGACAUUGGGCGCCUUUUCAUGCCAUUGUGGCGGCUCCGUUGCUUAUUGCUUUUGAACUUCUCCUCUGUGUACAUCUUGAGAAAAGAUAUGCUGUAAAUUUGAAGAUUGUGUUUCUGCCUCUGCUAGCUCUAGAGGCUGCAAUUUUGGUUGAUAACAUUAGGAUGUGUCGGGCCCUUAUGCCUGCAGAUGACGAUGUCGAUAGUAUGAGUGAUGAAGCUGUUUGGGAGACUCUCCCACACUUUUGGAUUUCCAUCUCAAUGGUCUUCUUCAUUGCUGCGACAACAUUUACGCUUCUGAAACUAUGUGGUAAUGUAGUUGGUCUUGGUUGGUGGGAUCUGUUCAUAAAUUAUGGGGUUGCAGAGUGCUUCGCAUUCCUUAUUUGUACUAAGUGGUAUAAUCCUUCGAUUCAUAGACGUUCACAUCUUACAGCAGCAGCAGCAGCAGCAGCAUCGUCAUCAAAUAUCAGAUCUUUUACCUGGAAUAACGGUGUAUUAGUACCACCCGAUGAAGACAAUCAUGAAAACAGAAUGUGCAGUUUGCAAGACAUUGGUGGGCAUAUCAUGAAAAUUCCAUUGAUUGGUUUCCAAGUAAUGCUCUUCAUGUACUUGGAGGGAACCCCCCCUGCUGUUAGAAGUAUCCCGAUUCCGCUUUUGUUUUCUCCUCUUCUGUUGCUGCAAGGAGUUGGAUUUUUGUUCGCCAUAUAUAGAUUCUUUGAGAAAAUCUCCAUCUUACUUAAUGAUGAAGCUGAAACUGGAAGCAGCUUUAGAUUACCUGCUAGUGCUUAUGACUAUAUGGGGUUUCUGCGCCGUGGAUCAAGGUUCCUGGGAUGGUGGUCAAUUGAUGAAGGAAGCCGUGAAGAGCAAGCUCGAUUAUAUUCUUCAUGGGCUUCAGGGUACAAUACGUUCUCUCCUGAUACUGUCAAGAAGAUGCCGAAGUCUGAACUUGCUAAGGAGAUAGGGACGCUUCAAUCAGCACUCAUUUCACAAACAGAAAUCACAAAUAUCAGCCAGGAAGAAUUUGACAGACUUUUAAAUGAAAAAAUCCUUUGUCGAGUUUGCUUUGAUGAGCAAAUAAACGUAGUCCUACUCCCUUGCAGGCAUUAUGCUCUUUGCAGCACCUGCUGUGAGAAGUGCAAGAGAUGCCCUAUCUGCCGCGUAUAUAUUGAUGAGCGGCUACUUGUACAUGACGAUGUAUAGCUAGUUACACCACGGGCCUAGCCAGGUAAAGCCUAAAUUCCUGUGAAAUCACAUUGGUUUGAAGGUGACUGAUAAUUUAUAAAGUCAUUCACCAUCACAAAAAAUACAAAACCGUUUGAUUCUGUGAAUAGUUUCGCAUAACUUCGAAUCAUUUUGUUUGUGUUCAAAGUGCUGAUUUAUUUGUUCUUCUUCGGCUCCUGAAUAUGUUUGUUUUCGAGCUGAAUGAUGUGUAGUAAAUGAAUACGAUGUAAAAUGGGGUCGUUGAUUUGAAGCUUCUUGAAUGUAUAUUUAAGCGUACUAAUCUUGAAUCGCAUCUUCUCCUGUAGUAGCCCUUCUAAAAAUGUGUUGUCGAAAUCGAAGAGAACUGGUUCAAGUACAUGAACCUGGAGAGAGUGUUACAGAUCACUAAGGUUGUCUUCGACCAUGAGAGAGGUAGAGAAGGGGGCAGCUGGGCCUAUGAAGAAAACUAAUUUUGGGUUGAGGGGGACGUGGCAUAUUUAGGUCUACCUGAACUAGAUAGGAGGCUUUGAAAUCUUGGUUCUAGAACAUGAAAAUGGGCCAUCUUUGUGUCUCAAAACUAGAGCUGCCCACUUUUUUGUUGCAUUUUCGACAUCGAGGAUCUCCACAACCUUGGCAUUUAACACAGGUGGUCAAAUUGUGUACAAAAUUAUCUAAUUUCAAUUGUUUAUGACAACAUAUGUUGAACAUUAUAAUUUAUGUAGGUGUACUCUUUUUUUUAUAUGUGAAAUGGAGUUAUCGAGCA